Messenger RNA from Raphanus sativus (radish), 2012 nucleotides. RefSeq names its product dicarboxylate transporter 2.1, chloroplastic. NCBI's taxonomy places the organism in Eukaryota, Viridiplantae, Streptophyta, Magnoliopsida, Brassicales, Brassicaceae. The record is from RefSeq and is a predicted model, not a curated record. Gene Ontology annotation, cellular component: membrane. The coding region runs from base 117 to 1799 and encodes 560 amino acids. The transcript is spliced from 4 exons. Gene Ontology annotation, molecular function: transmembrane transporter activity. Gene Ontology annotation, biological process: transmembrane transport.
CUUCACAUCCACUGCCCUACUCAUCAUAGCUCUUCUGGCGAACGAACAGAACAAACACACAGCCAGUGACAAAAGAAAACUUGAAAACACUUCGCACGUCUCUCUGAUCUCCGGCGAUGAAGAGCCUCGCGCUUGGCUCUCUCUCCACCACCGCUUCAUUCUCCCACCACCACCAUCCCUCACGCAUCUCUCUCCUCCGCCGCAUCUCAUCGAGAUCUCCGCCACCAACCAUCUCUCUCCCUUCUCUCCCGACUAUCCGAUCUCUCUCCGUUCAACCUCUCACCUUCCCUCUCCUCAAACCAAUCCCCCGCUUCUCCACAACACGGAUCUCCGCCGCACCACGCGACGUCGUCCCUCCUCCUCCUCCUCCUCCGCCGCCGCAAGGAGCGAAACUACUCCCUCUGAUCCUCUCCCUCUCCGUGGGUCUAAUCCUCCGAUUCGCCGUCCCUCUACCGGAAGGAGUCACCCCGCAAGGCUGGCAGCUCCUCUCCAUCUUCCUCUCCACCAUCGCCGGCCUCGUCCUCAGCCCACUCCCCGUCGGAGCGUGGGCCUUCCUGGGCCUCACCGCUUCCAUCGUCACCAAAACGCUUUCCUUCUCCGCGGCCUUCUCCGCCUUCACGAGCGAGGUCAUCUGGCUGAUCGUCAUCUCCUUCUUCUUCGCUCGCGGCUUCGUCAAGACCGGUCUCGGUGAUAGGAUCGCUACUUACUUCGUCAAGUGGCUCGGCAAGAGCACGUUAGGUCUCUCCUACGGGUUGACGAUUAGCGAAGCUUUGAUUGCUCCUGCUAUGCCGAGCACGACGGCUAGAGCCGGUGGUAUUUUCUUGCCGAUCAUUAAGUCGCUUUCUCUCUCCGCUGGGAGUAAACCAAAUGAUUCUUCUUCGAGGAAGUUAGGUUCUUACCUGAUCCAAAACCAGUUCCAGUGUGCUGGAAACUCUAGUGCUCUGUUCUUGACUGCAGCAGCUCAGAAUUUACUGUGUCUCAAGUUAGCGGAGGAGCUUGGAGUAGUGAUAGCAAACCCAUGGGUGUCUUGGUUCAAAGCAGCUAGUCUACCAGCAAUCAUAUCGCUUCUAUGUACACCACUUAUCCUCUACAAGCUUUACCCUCCAGAAACCAAAGACACACCCGAAGCUCCUGGUAUCGCUGCUUUGAAGCUCAAGCAGAUGGGUCCCGUCACUAAAAACGAAUGGAUCAUGGUCGGUACCAUGCUUCUCGCCGUCACUCUUUGGAUCUGCGGAGAGACUCUAGGGAUACCGAGUGUUGUAGCUGCAAUGAUCGGUCUCUCCAUACUUCUUCUCCUCGGUGUACUUAACUGGGACGAUUGCCUUAGCGAAAAAUCAGCGUGGGACACGUUAGCUUGGUUUGCGGUCUUGGUGGGGAUGGCGGGACAGCUGACAAGCCUCGGUGUUGUGUCAUGGAUGUCUGAUUGCGUAGCCAAAGUUUUGCAGUCUCUCUCGUUGAGCUGGCCUGCUGCGUUUGGUCUUCUCCAAGCAGCUUACUUCUUCAUUCACUACCUUUUCGCAAGCCAAACGGGUCACGUUGGAGCUCUAUUCUCGGCUUUCUUGGCUAUGAAUAUAGCAGCGGGUGUUCCAGGGGUAUUAGCUGCACUUGCUUUGGCGUAUAACACCAAUCUUUUUGGUGCUUUGACUCAUUACAGUAGCGGUCAAGCCGCUGUCUACUAUGGAGCUGGGUAUGUUGAUCUACCUGAUGUAUUCAAGAUUGGAUUUGUGAUGGCAACCAUUAAUGCUAUCAUCUGGGGAGUAGUUGGAACUUUCUGGUGGAAGUUUUUGGGUCUCUAUUAAAGAGCUUUACUUAAAAUCAUCACAAGUUGUUCUUCAAAGCUUGCAACGACGUUUAAUCUCGUUGAUCAUUUGGUUUUAGAGGGUUUUGUUUCCUCUUCUUUUAAGAAAAAAUUUACAUUCAGAGACUUUACAAUGGAUCUGCAUUUACUUCAUUUUCAGAUCUGUUUAUGGAUGUUAUGACUUUUUUCUUAUUACUUACCUGCAUAUUCUUAA